Messenger RNA from Hordeum vulgare subsp. vulgare (domesticated barley), 4662 nucleotides. RefSeq names its product formin-like protein 3. The record is from RefSeq and is a predicted model, not a curated record. Lineage: Eukaryota; Viridiplantae; Streptophyta; Magnoliopsida; Poales; Poaceae. The coding region runs from base 554 to 4168 and encodes 1204 amino acids. The transcript is spliced from 21 exons.
GCCGGUCCGCAAGCACUCGCCCCCCGAUUCCCGAUCUGAACUCGCCGGCAGCCGCCUCCCGCAUCCCGCCUACCUCUGUGCCUCGCCGGCCACUCGUCGUCGCCGCCUCCCGCCUGCCCCCGUGGUUCCGUGCCUCGUCGCGCCCUCCCACGCACACUGCUGCCGCGCCCGUGCAGUCUACUGCUCCCAGCCUCCCAGUCCGCAGACCGCAGCAGUCCGGCGGUGCGCAGCCAGCCGCCGCGCAGGCGUGCAGCAAAGCUUCUCCCCAGCGGUGCAGCCUGCACCCUGCAGCAACAGCAGCAGCCUGCAGCCACCCAUCCCACGACUCAACACAGAACACAGGGAUGAGUUCAACCUCUACUAACCUCGACAAAUUUUGGGUCUGCCCGUGCACACCAUCUAGAUCCACCCUUGGAAGUGGUAGCUGCAGCAACUGCUAAGAGGUGUUGAAGAGUUACCCUUUGCCCUUCUGAAAUCUAUUAUUUUUUGAAGCUGAAGUGAUCAAUUCUCAGACUCUUGAGCACAUUUGAUAACAAUUCCUCAUUCCCAUGAAAUGUCACUGCUUAGUAGAUUCUUCUACAAGAGGCCUCCCGAUGGAUUACUGGAGUUCAUUGACAGGAUCUAUGUUUUUGAUUCAUGCUUCUGCACUGAAGUUUUGCCGCAUGGAAUGUACCCAGUCUAUUUGAAUGGAAUUCUUACAGAGUUGCAUGAAGAGCACGCAGAUUCUCAAUUUCUGGCGAUUAACUUUAGAGAUGGGGAUAAGAGAAGCCAGCUUGCUGAUAUCCUACAUGAAUACGACAUUCCAGUAAUUGACUACCCACGCCAUUUUGAAGGCUGCCCAGUGCUUCCUCUAUCUCUUAUUCAACAUUUUCUUCGUGUCUGUGAACACUGGCUAUCUACUGGGAACAGCCAAAAUAUUAUACUACUACAUUGUGAGAGAGGGGGCUGGCCAUCAUUGGCAUUUCUGCUAUCUUGUUUUCUUAUUUUCAAGAAAUUGCACAGUGCAGAACAUAAAACUCUGGAUAUUGUUCACCGUGAGGCCCCUAAAGGGUUCCUACAGCUAUUUUCUGCACUCAACCCAAUGCCCUCUCAGCUCCGAUAUAUGCAGUAUGUAGCCAGAAGAAAUAUCUCUCCGGAGUGGCCUCCUAUGGAGCGGGCACUCUCUUUGGAUUGUCUGAUCCUUCGAGCUAUUCCAAAUUUCGAUUCUGAUAAUGGAUGUAGGCCAUUGAUCCGAAUUUUUGGUCGAAAUCUUCUUGGCAAGAAUGCUAGCAUGACCGACAUGAUUUUUUCAAUGCCUAAGAAGAAGACCCUGCGCCACUAUCGGCAGGAGGACUGUGAUGUGAUAAAAAUUGAUAUCCAGUGUCCAGUCCAGGGAGAUGUUGUUCUGGAGUGUGUGCAUCUUGAUCUUGAUCCAGAAAAGGAAGUUAUGAUGUUCCGGAUAAUGUUUAAUACUGCUUUUAUUCGUUCAAAUGUACUGAUGCUGAAUAGCGAUGAUGUUGAUAUACUCUGGGGUUCAAAAGAUCGGUACCCGAGGAAUUUUAGAGCAGAGGUACUGUUUUGUGAAAUUGGGGGCAUUUCUCCUCCAAGGGCUCCAACAGCAACAUUGAACGGUGAUAUGAAAGGUGGUUUACCAAUUGAAGCCUUUUCAGCUGUUCAAGAACUCUUCAAUGAUGUUGAAUGGAUGGAAAGCGGUGAUAAUGCUGCCUCUUGGUUGCUCAAAGAAUUCUCAGCAAACUCGCUGCAAGAUAAAUUUCAAAAGCUAAUACUCAGCGACAUGAAAGAGCUUUCGAAGUUCCAAGCUAAAGUUGGCCUCCAGAUGCCACUAAUGUCUCCACUGGAUUCUGACGAAGAAAAAUAUUCUGCAGCUUCUGAUUCCGGUUAUUCAGCAGAUUAUGAUAAGGUUCAACAUGGUGGGAACUCAUCGGACUCAGAGAACAUUGAUCGUGCUCAUACCACUGAAGAUUCUGAAUCUAUUGCUACUUCCUCAGGGAACACUUCAUCGCCCCCUCCUCCACAUGGUAGAUCUUGUGGCCUUUCAACUGAACAAAGUUUGCUGCCAGCAGAAAUACAGCAGGAGUUACCAAGUAGCUGGCAGCCGCCACCACUAUCAACAGAAAAUGGAGAUAAGCAUGUUAUCUCGGCACAGGUGUCACCACCACCAGCAGCAAAUGAAAGCAAGCCUACUUUCUCAGCGCCGCCACCGCCACCACCACCACCACCACUAAGUGGCAGCAAACCUGCUUCCUCGGCAGCGCCGCCGCCGCCGCCGCCGCCACCACCACUACCAACUGGCAGCAAACCUGUUUCCUCGGCAACGGCACCGCCGCCACCACCACCACCACCGCCGCCGCCGCCAAGUGGCAGCAAACCUUUUUUCUCACCGCCGCCGCCACCACCACCACCACCACCUCAUAUUAGUAACGUAUCUUCUCCACCGCCUCCACCACCGCCACCCUUGGCAAAUUCUCGGACAGGAGCACCUCUAUCUGCAUCGAUCCUGCAGCCUCGGCAAAAUGUUCAACGUCAUCCAGUCCCACCACCUCCACCACCUCCUCCCCAAGCUCAAGGAGUAGCUAAGAAAUGCCCUCCGCCGCCUCCACCCCCACCCCGCCCCCCUCCCUCUUCUGACAGAACAUCUACAACUACUGGCACUCUGUCGAAAGGGCCACCUCCUCCACCACCUCCACCUCCACCUGGUGCACCAGGCCCACCCUUACCUCCACCAUUGCCAGCAGGCGCUAUUAAAAGAGGUCCUCCAGCACCAUCAGUGACAGGAAAGAAAGCUCCUGCACCCCCACUCCCACCACCUCAAGCACCAAAACCACCUGGAACUGUACCCCCUCCACCACCAAGCUCAAAGAUCUCAAAUGCACCAGCACCACCUCCAUUACUGGGAAGGGGAAGAGCAGCAACCGGAUCAGCAAAAGGUCGCGGCAUUGGAUUGGCGCUUCAAAGCAACCCCCCAAAGAAAGCUUCAUUAAAGCCUUUGCACUGGGUGAAAGUUACACGAGCGGUGCAAGGAAGUCUCUGGGCGGAUGCCCAAAAUCAAGGGAAUCAGGCUAGGGCUCCUGAUAUUGAUAUGUCCGAGUUAGAGACCUUGUUCUCCACUGCCGUUGCAACCAAUGCAAGUGAAAAAGGAGGAACGAAGCGUGGCUCUGCUAUUAGCAAGCCAGAAAUUGUUCACCUGGUUGAUAUGAGAAGAGCAAAUAAUUGUGAGAUCAUGCUUACCAAAAUCAAAAUGCCUCUUCCUGAUAUGAUUAGCGCGAUCUUGGCUUUGGAUACUUCUGUUCUUGAUAAUGACCAAGUGGAGAAUCUCAUUAAGUUUUGCCCUACAAACGAAGAAAUCGAGAUGUUGAAGAACUACAACGGAAACAAAGAAAUGCUUGGAAAAUGUGAACAGUUUUUCCUGGAGCUAAUGAAAGUUCCUCGCGUCGAGUCCAAACUAAGAGUUUUUGCUUUCAGAAUUGCAUUCUCAACACAGGCAGAUGAGCUAAGAACUAACUUAACCACCAUAAAUGAUGCAACGAAAGAGGUGAAAGAGUCACUGAAGUUACGGCAGAUAAUGCAGACCAUUCUCACAUUAGGGAAUGCAUUGAAUCAAGGAACAGCACGAGGUUCUGCUGUUGGCUUCAGAUUGGAUAGUCUUCUUAAACUAUCGGAUACUCGAGCUAGGAACAAUAAGAUGACACUAAUGCACUAUUUAUGCAAGCUUCUUGCUGAAAAGUUGCCCGAGCUUCUUGAUUUUGACAAAGACUUGAUUCAUCUGGAAGCAGCUUCGAAGAUCCAAUUGAAGUUGCUUGCUGAAGAAAUGCAAGCAAUAAACAAAGGUCUUGAGAAGGUUGAGCAGGAAUUAGCUGCUUCAGUGAACGAUGGAGCCAUAUCUGUUGGCUUCCGCAAGGCAUUGAAAUGCUUUCUCGACUCAGCAGAAGCUGUAGUUAGGUCCCUCAUUUCCUUGUACUCAGAAGUGGGAAGGAACGCUGAUUCCCUAGCUCAAUAUUUUGGUGAAGAUCCAGCCCGCUGCCCUUUUGAGCAAGUUACAUCGAUUUUGGUUGUUUUCGUGAAUAUGUUCAAGAAAUCACGUGAUGAAAAUGCUCGAACUGUGGAAGCUGAGAGGAAGAAAAUGGAAAAGGAAAAGGCAAGUAUGUCUACUAUAAAAGGAUCGGAGUGAGGACAUUUCUAAGCCAAUCUUCCAUCUUUGUGAUCCCGCUGAGGAGCUGCCGCAGAAUGUUACAUACACCGGAGCCCACUUCUGCUUUUUGAUGCUCAAUGUAGUAUACAGAGGUGUAAUGUCAGAAGGAUUAGGCUCGUUGGCUGCGCGUCAUCCACUAAAAUGGUUGCUCACGGUUUGCAAUGUAAGGAAACUUUUUUGUGAUUCUCACUAGCAGGCGGGUUUGUGGCAAACAUUCCUGAAACGAAAUGCAGGGAGGAUUGAGGCCGCUGUAGUGUUGUACAUAUAUCAGUUGCUGAUACAUAGCUUUCUUACAUGUACAUAAAGUUAGCUCAAGUGGAUGCAAAGCAAAAGAUCAUGAUUGUUGUAAAAUUUCUUGUAACAUCAACAGCAGACUGGUGCCAUUUUCGCAGAGUGCGCGAGCAAGUCAGCCAGUUAACUAAGCGCCUACAAUGUAUUGUGCCUUUAUGCGAUUAUUAUUAUUGUUUCUGUUA